Amphimedon queenslandica is the source of this 882-nucleotide messenger RNA. Its product is annotated as ankyrin repeat domain-containing protein 29-like. The record is from RefSeq and is a predicted model, not a curated record. NCBI's taxonomy places the organism in Eukaryota, Metazoa, Porifera, Demospongiae, Haplosclerida, Niphatidae. The annotation marks the transcript as partial. Gene Ontology annotation, molecular function: protein binding. The transcript has 2 exons.
AUGAGAGCAAUUAAGCAUAAUUACACUUCAAUCAUUCACAUGUUACUACAAGCUAACGCUAAUCCUCACCUACAAAAAUCAAAUGGAUCAAACGCAUUGGUAACAGCUAGUUAUCAUGGAUACUGUGAUAUUGUUCAGCUGUUGAUUAGUGAAGGAGUUGAUCCUAAUAUUCAACGAAAAGAUGGUCGAAAUGCUUUUAUGCUGGCUUGUCUAAGAGGUCACACUCAAAUUGUGGAACUGUUACUGAAAGAACAAGUUGAUCCUAAUGUUCAAGACAAAGAUGGAAUCAAUGCUUUUAUGCUGGAACAAGUUGAUCCUAAUAUUCAAAGAAACAGUGGGGGGAAUGCUCUUAUGUUGGUUUGUGAAACAAAUCACAUUCAAAUAGUCAAACUGUUGCUAAAGAAACAAGUUGACCCUAAUGUUCAAAAGAAAGACGGAGUGAACGCUCUUAUGUUGGCUUGUCAAAAUGGUCACACUGAAAUAGUUAAACUGCUGCUGGAGAAACAAGCUGAUUCUAGUGUACAAAUGGAAGAUGGUCGAAAUGCUUUUAUGCUAGCUUGUCUAAAAGGUCACACUCAAAUAGCUGAACUGUUGUUGAAUAAACAAGUUGAUUCUAGUGUUCAAGACAAAGGAGGUUUUACUGCUUUAAUGAUCGCCAGUGCUAAUGGACAUUAUGAAGUAGUUAAAUUAUUGUUAGAAUGGAAAGCUGAUCCAACUAUACAAUCCAUUGAAGGCAAAACUGCAAUAUCUGAAGCCAAAACUAAUGAAAUAUUUGUAUUGAUUAGUAGUUACCUAAAAGAAAACAAAACAGAACAUCAAGAUACUGCUAGUAUUGCUUCUGGAUCCAGUGGAUAUCAUACAUUAAUUAAGCAAAGAACAAAA